Molecule: messenger RNA, 1263 nt
Organism: Pungitius pungitius (ninespine stickleback)
Lineage: Eukaryota; Metazoa; Chordata; Actinopteri; Perciformes; Gasterosteidae
Product: interferon regulatory factor 1-like
Exons: 7
Coding region: 1-777 (258 amino acids)
Biological process (GO): regulation of transcription by RNA polymerase II; immune system process
Cellular component (GO): nucleus
Molecular function (GO): DNA-binding transcription factor activity, RNA polymerase II-specific; RNA polymerase II cis-regulatory region sequence-specific DNA binding
Source: RefSeq, a predicted model, not a curated record
AUGCAACAACCAGGCCGGCUCAGGCUGAGGCCGUGGCUGGAAGAGCAGAUUGAGUCUGGCAGGUAUCCAGGAGUCAGCUGGCUGGACCAGUCAGCACAAAUCUUCCAAAUCCCGUGGAUUCACGCCGCUCGUCAUGGAUGGAGUAUUGACAGAGAUGCCACACUGUUCAGGAGUUGGGCCGUGCAUACUGGCCGAUACCGCCCAGGCAAGGACCAGCCAGAUCCCAAGACGUGGAAGGCAAACUUCCGCUGCGCCGUGAAUUCCCUCCCUGACAUUUGUGAGCUGCGGAAGCACAGCAAGAAGAGGGGCAGCAAUGCCUACCGAGUCUACAGGAUGCUGCCCAGCACCAAGGCCCACAGGCGCACGAGAGGGUUGCGGUUGCUCAGCCGGCCUCGAGAGAGACAGGCGGGUUCGGGCGAAGACGCAGGCGCGGCGCGUCCUUGUCCCGCCGCGACGAGACCCGUCCCGGGGGGCGCGGCACAGGAGCUGGACGGCCCUGCACAAGACCCGCUGGGCAGCGAGCAGACCUUCGGGACCUGGGGGCCCAAACCGGAGGACCAGGAGCAGAGCGAGGCCGCGUUCAAGUUGAUGGAACACUUGAGCAACGGUGACGUGUGGAACCAGGCCGGGGAGCAGAGAGGAUGGAGAACACACCCGCUGUGGGACCACUGGCACUGUGCUGGUGAAGAUAACCUGUACUCCAUGCACACAGAGAACUACAGUGAUCUGUCGGGGUCGAGCUACAUCAAGGAGCUCCCCGAUUGGUCCAUUCACUAGAAACCACCGCUGCAUUAGCUGGAUGCGUCAUCCUGCUGUUUGUGUUACUGUCACCACAACACUCCAUUUCGAAGCUUCUUGGGUUUUUUUUUUCCCUCAACAUUCAGCUGAUUUCUCCCUGCCUCCCGUCUGCUUAGCUGACCGCUGAAAGAGGGGAAACGAGAGAGGCGGAACAUCGCUGUGAGUCAGUCGCCGGCCGUCCUCUCUGCUGAGCACGCUGUGAUUCGGAUCCUGUUCCAAGCCAAGCUUCUUCUUCUGUCACCCUCACCGGGGGUUCACUGAGGUUCAGUGCCGCUCACGCAACAGCUGACAAGAGUCAACAGAUCUCAUUUCGCUUUAGUGCAGGAUCAGUCGUUCUGCUCUUUUGUUCGCCAUCGUACAGUUCAAGAAGGGCGGAGCAGCAAAAUGUAUACUCAAGUUUUCAUGUGGUGCAGUUUGUUUUGUGGGGGUUUUGUACCUGUUUCCCUAAAUAUGUGUGUGUAUAUA